CUGACAUGGCCGCAAGGGAAGUUUUCCUCGCAGGAAUUGCGAGUUUUCUUAUCGUUUGCGCGGGUUGCGUGCGUGACGGAAAAUCCAACGAGAAAAUUAGCGUGGUGCUGUUUUUCUCAGAAACUGAUCAAAUACCAGUCACAGAUUUAGGCGUAAGGUUUCUUGGAUUAAAGAAAGUAGCGGAAGUAGAGUACAAUAACAUCAAAGAGAGUACUAAUAACUAUCUGGUGCAAAGAAAAAUAGACCAAUGCCAGAAGAAUUUACAGGAAAGCUUAGAAUCUUUGACGCAUUUUUGCAAGAAUGCCAUUGGUGUUAACGUAGCGUUAGUAAACAUCAAUGGCUCUAUCACCGAAGGCGAUAAACCAUUUACCUUCAACUCCAAAUCUAAAAGGAACCGCAAACAGAAAAAAAACAAAAUUUCCAACGCAAAAACGCCGCCAAUCGAUAUAGUACUGAGCCCUCAACAUACAGAGGUGUUCAAAAUUAGAGUCAAACGAAAAGCGACUGAAAAAGAUAAUAAGAAGAACGACAUCGAACACGAAAAAUUCAUCGGUGAACCGGUCGCAAACACCAAGGAUCGCCAUCCUUGGGAUGUCCUGGAUGUAUGGUCGCACGUUCGGUUUUCGUUCUUCGGGAAACUCCUUGAGGAUGAGAAGAAAGCAAAUCUUGCCAAGCAAGAGAAUCAGAUACUGCCCGAUGAAUCGUCGCGCAAACGGAUUGAUCCGGGGCUCUUCCAGACCGUCCAAACAGCACUCGGUAGCUUGCAAGCGAACUCCGAAGCGUUUCUUUUGAUCGUAUUCGGAGGGAGGCUGCAGGAAAUAUCGGAAAAAUACAGCCCCCUAGUGCAAACGUUGAAGCACAUUAUCGAGAACACCGAUCCCGAGAACACGAUCAUUGUAUUAACUGGAAAUUGUUUGGAAUACAAAAAUUGUAAUAACGGAGUGGUCGAAAUUAAUGAGAAUGUUAAAGAGAGUAGAAAGUUGAGGAAAAUCCCUGUGUAUGCCAAAGGUCCAAAUUCAAACAAAUUAUGCGAAUGUUCGCUAUUAUACGACAUUCCGUUGAUAAUAAAGGACAGUUUACGAGAAUCUUAUCCCAUAUUCGAUAGUCAAUAAUUUAUUAGGAAAUGUCUGUAUAUUUUAACAUUUUGCAGAACCGUGAAUUAAUUUAUGUUUGUUUAUAAUUAAUAGCUGAAAAUUGAACAUUAAAAUGCUUAAAAUUUUGAAGGUUUCUCGAAUUAGGUAAC
This is a messenger RNA of Phyllotreta striolata, 1243 nucleotides long. The record is from the annotation of a GenBank genome assembly. Lineage: Eukaryota; Metazoa; Arthropoda; Insecta; Coleoptera; Chrysomelidae.